UUGCCCGGACUGCCGGAGACCAUCGAGGUAGCGCAGACCGUGGCACAGUCCUUUCAGGACAUCGGCAUCGACGCCAAGCUGGUGGAGGUGGAGUUUGCCCGGGCUCUGGAUGCCUUCCGAGGCCGCACGACGCCACACUUCAUUCUGCCCGUGCGCCAGACCAUCCGGCAGAUCAACGCCAACGCGCGAAUCUAUUACUACACCGGCUCCAUCGACCCUGAACCUGGUCGCCCCAACGGCGGGGUGGCCUACAUUGAGCAUCAACUCUACGACGACGUGUACGAGGCGCUGCUGAGAAGAACGGACCCGGCCGAGCGGCACCGGCUGGCGCAAGAGAUGGGCGACCACAUCUAUGACAACUACCGCACCAUCCCGAUCGUCAACGUCCGCGCCACCCUGGUGGUGAAUCCGGACGAAGUGGCCGAGUACAAGUUCGGCAGCCUCACCGGGGUGUUCGGACACCUGGAGUACGCCAAGUCAGCCAGAUAG
This is a messenger RNA of Geodia barretti, 489 nucleotides long. The record is from the annotation of a GenBank genome assembly. NCBI's taxonomy places the organism in Eukaryota, Metazoa, Porifera, Demospongiae, Tetractinellida, Geodiidae.